Messenger RNA from Chelmon rostratus (copperband butterflyfish), 3802 nucleotides. It is a transcript of the gene nyap2b, whose product is annotated as neuronal tyrosine-phosphorylated phosphoinositide-3-kinase adaptor 2b. NCBI's taxonomy places the organism in Eukaryota, Metazoa, Chordata, Actinopteri, Chaetodontiformes, Chaetodontidae. Gene Ontology annotation, biological process: phosphatidylinositol 3-kinase/protein kinase B signal transduction; neuron projection morphogenesis. The record is from RefSeq and is a predicted model, not a curated record. The coding region runs from base 439 to 3669 and encodes 1076 amino acids. The transcript is spliced from 9 exons.
GUGUGUGUUUAUGUCAUGCUUGCGGUUGCGGGUGCGGUCUGUCGCUACGCUGCGUCUUCCUUCUGUCUCUAGCAUGUGCAGAUGUGUGGAGGGGUGAAGCUGGCACCUGACUUGGAGUUUGGCACCACCUGGACUGGAGGGGUCGCAUCUCCCUUUUGUGCACAGGGGAGGGAACGUUGGGCUGGGCACCCAAUGGCCUACCUCCCCUCUAGCACCAGCCUUAUCCUGGGUCACAGGGACUCCUUCUAGCAAGUCAAUCAGUUGGACCAUACAAUGGAUGGAAGUCUAUGUGGAUUUAAGUGGAAUAGUGCACUGGUGCUCCAGCUUAGGUCACAGCUCACUAGUGUGCACUGGACUCAUCAGGGGAAGACAGAAGUCACGUUGGGCCACAAACCAGCAGGGACACAGCCCCAUUAAUGCUGUGGAAACACUUGAAGAAUGAUGAGCUCCAAAGAAGAGGAAACUCUCCGUUUUUUCCAGUAUGUUGAGGAGAAUGGGCUGAGAGCCUACAACGGCCUGGUAGCUCAGAACUUGGACCACGCCAGGAAUGAGAGAAAUAGGACAUUCUUGCAGGAGAAAAACGACAAGAAGAGAAAACAGGAGGAAGCCAUAAGGAGGACGGGUGAGGACAUAGCAACUGAAGGCAAGCACUUACGUAUGGGCUCCAUUACUAUGCUGGACCCCCAGGAACGCAUGCCCAUGCCCCACCCGCAUGCCCUUGCCUGUGGGCAGGGCUUCUCCGUACGCUCCCAGUCCCUCCACUCGGUCGGCGGUGGGAACAGCGGGGGCGGCGGAGAGGAGGAAGUGGGAAGCCCGACCUCUAGGAAGCAGCCCCCACCCAAGCCCAGAAGGGACCCGGCCACCAAGCUGAGUAUGUCGUCUGAGGCGGUGGACCACAGUGGUGGUGAGAGUAAAAGAGAUUUUGAGAAAACAAGACAGGCGCCUACACAGCUAGAAUCCCAUUUAUGCAGUGAGGACUGCAGGAGGGUGCCACCUCCCAAGCCUAAGAGGAACCCCAACACGCAACUGAGUGUUUCCUUCGAUGAGUCCUACAUCAAGAGCCAUGGAGGCAGCGGGAUUUGCCCUUCCAAACCCCUCCACCACGUCACCUCCCCCUGCGAACGCAACCCCUCGCCUCCGCAGAGUGAUGAGAGCCCUACAGACGACUGUGAAGAUGAACCUGUCUACAUAGAGAUGGGCGGGAUUGAUGUCGGAGCACGAGAACCCCUGAAGAGUGAGGAUGAGGAGCCGGGAGAGUCUGUGUACGAGGAGAUGAAGUACCCAGCUCUGGAUGAUAUGGAGUACCGCACUGACCCCGUGGGCUGCCGCUCUGCGUGCCCCACCCCGGCACCCUAUGACCCUGAACCUCUCAGUCGCUGCUCCACACCUCGAAACAUUCCCCUCUGUGACAUUCCGGCACCCUUUCCCAAUUUACUCACCCACCGGCCUCCAUUGCUGGUGUUCCCACCGGCGCCGGCCCAGUGCUCGCCCAACUCAGAUGAGUCUCCCCUCACCCCUCUAGAUGUAGCCAAAUUGCCCAUGCUAGAGAACCAAUCUUACAGCAAAUCUCCAACAUCCUCCACCGAGCCACCCACAUCUGCACACAUCCGCAGGGAGCUCACUGCCACCCCAACCCUCACCGUAUCUGGCCGCUCCUCUGCGCCUCCUCUACCCUGUACCCUCUACAAAUCCUCCUCCUCAUCCUCCUACCAGCGCAGCCACUCUGCUUGCCCAUCGCCAGUCAGUAUGGGCCGCUGUCUCACCCCUCUCAGCCUCAUGCGUACACCUCCCUUUGAUGCUCCAAUGCCAUUCCCCGGAGGUCUACCGCGAAGCGCCUCUGCCACCCCUCACGGAAAAGGCUCGCCACCCCAAGACGGCGUGGGUCGACUGCACGGCUCUAUGCAGAACGUGUCAACAGGGCGUUCACGGACACCCACCAGCCCAUUGGACGAACUAACCAACCUGUUCACCACCGGCAGGAACAUGCUGAAGAAAAAUUCCAGUGGCAGGAAGUCUAAAGAGCCUGGAGAGACUGAGUCCAAAAGCAAGUCUCACAGCGAGUCUAAGCGUGAAGGCAAGGAGCGCCACGGUCACAGCAAGGAGUCCAAGAGAGAGUCCAAGGAUCGCCACAGCAAAGAGUCUUCUCACCGGAGAGACAGAGACAGAGACAAAGACAAAGACAAAGACAAAGAUAGGGGGAACAGCAAUGUCGAGCCAAUGCCCCACAGACGUAAUAGUAAAGACCGUACUUGUAGCGGUGCAGAUGCACCACCCAUUCGCAGGGAUAGUAGGGACCAUGGCUGCAGUAGUGUAGAGCCCAUCCAAUUGAUGAGGAGAGACUCUAAGGACAGAGGGAUUAGCAAUGGUGACCUGAUGCCAAGGAGAGACAGCAAAGAUCGGAGCGGAGGACAUGGACUGGAGUCUUUGCUGAGACAGGACAGCAAAGACAGAGAGAGACUGCUAGAUCAGCCACCUGAGCUGUUACCAAGACAAGACAGCAAGGAAAGGGCAAGAAACGGUGUAGACUGUAGGCAUGAAAGCAGAGAGAGACUGCUGGAUCAGCCACCUGAGCUCUUACCGCGCCAGGAUAGCAAAGAGAGAGCCAGGAACGGUGUGGACUCAAAGCAUGAAAGCAGAGAUAGACCACCUGAGCUUCUACCCCGACAAGAGAGCAAAGACAGAGCUAGAACUGGAGCAGAAUAUAGGCAUGAGAGCAAAGACCAUCGCCCUGAUAUGUUACCCCGACAGGAUAGCAAAGAGAGAGGAAGGAAUGACAUGGAGCAUAGACAUGAAGGUAGAAUAGACCAGCCACCUGAGAUCCUUCCCCGGCAAGAAACAUCCAGAGGCAGCAACAGCAAGGACAGGGUUGGCUACAGCUCUGAAUCCAAGCAUGAGGGGAGAGAUCGGAGCUGCCACAACGGAGAUCUCCCUCCUCCUCCCCUACCCAGGCAGGACAGCAAAGAUCUGAGCAGAACUGGACUCGAAGCGAGACGGGACAGCAAGGACAGAAGCCUGAAUGGCUCAGAGCAGCAUCAUUAUGAUGUCAAGAGCACAAAGAGCCCUUCUGCAAUGGAGUAUAGGUGUGAUAACAAAGAACGGGGACACCGAUCAGAUGGCACGCCGAGACGAGAUAAUAGAACGAAUUACAGCAUGGACCAAUCAAAAGCACAAGAGAAGAACGGCAGCACACAGUCAGGGCAGCACUCAUCCACAACGACACCUACUCAUCACGGGAGAUCGUCUGGAAGCCCACCAAUGACCAUGGGAACAGGAAAUGAUCUGAAAGCAGCACCUAAGUAUGGCCGCUCACCUUCGAUGCCCGCUAACCCCUCCCCAAUGGGAACUCCUCAAAGGAGAGCAGCAGAGACACAACAAAGUCAGAUGCCCCAGAUGCCAUGGAUCUGUGGAGACACCACCAUGCUAGAGCAGAUCGAGAGGAAGCGCACCCUCUGUAUGGAGAUCCGCUCCAGACAACAUCCGCACCUCCAGAGAUCUCUGGAGAGGCCUCCUCCUCCAGACAGGAACGAGGACAGGCACCAGGAGCGGAGUCAGUGCAAGCAGGAGAGUGCAUCUGUCCUCCCAGGCUGGGGGAAAAGCAGCGGGGCCAAAAAGAUCCGUCCUCCCCCGUACCCUACACAGACAACUGUGUUCUGGGACACGGCCAUCUGACAGUAACAACACACUUAACACCUCCCUGCCACACAACCCCCAAUUACCCACUCCCUCUUUCGUUUGGGCUGUGCUGAUUCUUCCCUGCAACAUCAGGGGCGUCAGGACAGCCAAUAAGAGCACCAGGGGGAUG